CUGACAACAGGACAAAGCGUAAACGGCAAAACCAAGCAAACCCACCGCCUCGAGCCGGGUGGCUUCCCUACAUUGUGAAUUGAAAAGUCGUGUAAAAGUUCCAACAAACCAUGGCCACAUCGACACCGAAAACGCCGCUCCGUAUGCAGCUGCAGCCGCUAAUGCCGGAGGACAUGCGUUCCGAGCUGAUCGCCGCACUGAAAGUGCAGAACGUGCAGAAUGUUCGCGUCGGAAGUGCGCGUCGCUUUGCAAUGCCCGGAACACACAGCAGCAAAAGCCCGGCAGAUGUCCGAAACACCGAAGCGGACAAGCGGCAACAGCUGCGCCUGCAGGCGAUCCGUGAAAUUCGUACGUCCGAGGAGUCGUACCUGCGGCAGCUGGAUCUGCUGCUCGAGUACUUCGUGACGCCGUUGCGCACGAACGGAUUCCUCACCGAGAAGGUGCACAACCAAAUCUUUGGCCAGCUGGACACGAUACACAACCUCAGCCAGGAGCUGCUCCGCAAGCUUGACGAUGAUUUGGACAAUGUGGUGAAAGCGUUCACCAAUCUUGGACCAUUCUUUAAGCUGUACUCGGUGUACGCGUUCGACUACCGCAAUUCGCUCUGCACGCUGCAAUCGCUGAUGGAUAAGAACGUGACGCUGAAGCGAUACAUUGCCAACACGGAAUCCCGCCCGGAAGUGCAGAUGAAGCUGAUCUCGCUGCUAAUUACACCGAUACAGCGCAUCCCGCGGUACAAGCUGCUCCUGCAGCAGGUUCUCCUCUACACCAGCCCAUCGGAUGGGGCGUACAAAGCGCUGCAAGAAUCAAUCCGCCUCGUGGAACAGUCCGUCUCGCACAUAAACGCCGUGGUGGAGGAUUACGAAAACACGCAACGGUUGAUCGUGGUCCAGAACGCACUGACAAACAAAUCGCUCAAGCUGGUCAAACCGGGGCGCAAGAUCCUGAAGGAAGGUUUCCUGCGCAAGCUCAAGACGGACGGAUCGACGUCGCGCAAGUACUGCAUCCUCAUGUCGGACAUGUUCAUGUACUGCCGGGUGCUGAAGGAUGUGGAAGUUUUGCUAACGGAAGGAUCGAGCAUCGCUUGCAGCUGUGUGUUUCCGUUGAAAAAGUGUAAAAUUGUGGAGCUGUUCCGCGGUAACUUUAGGCUCACGUGCAGUGGCGAUGGUACGAUUUUUAGCGCCGACGGGGAAGGCGAAGAUAGCCACGCGUGGUACGUUGCGAUCAGGGAAGCGAUCGAGCUGCACGUGCAGUGCCGCAAGACGCUGCGCAAAAUGUCGAGCAACAGGAAGCCGAUGCGCAAGAAGCAUCUGCAGCGGUUGCAGCCGGAGGACGAUAUUAUGUGGCUGUUGCGCCGCAAGACGGCCAGUCCGGAUCGGAUUCAGAAGCCGGAGAAAGCAAGGAGGAGAGGGUUGUGGCCGUUUAGGAGCAUGAAUUGCUUGCAGCUGGACCAGUCGGUUGGGGAGCCGUCGAGUGGAUUGCAGCAGCAGCAACAGCAGCAACAGCAGCAGUUAAGGCAGUACGUCCCGCUGGGUUCGAUUGGACAGCAUCGAUACCCACAGGCGGCCUCGACCAGCACUGUUAGCAAUAGUCAGCUAAAGGCUAUUGAAUACCCUUGGGGUACGGAAGCAAAUUGCGUUCAAAGUAGCGCACCAACCAACUGUCCCGCCGCAACAAGCCCUGCCGAGGAAGAUCACCCAACCGACGACGAUCAGGUGGAUAAGGAUGAAGAAGAUCAAGCGAACGGUAGCAGACACGUUCACUUUCGAUUUCCAUCAAAGCAUUGGCGUUACUAAAGGGAGUAGCUGUCAUUACAGGGUUUUUCAGGACUAAGACACUCUAUUGACUCCUUCGUAUCUGAAAUGAACUUAAAGUAAUUGGCGAAUUGGAAUCUAUAGCAACCCUUUUUGGACAAAUCCAAUAGGAAUUUCCAAGGAGCCUGAAAUCGAUCAUACGAAGUUCACUUCCCAUUCC
This is a messenger RNA of Anopheles merus, 1974 nucleotides long. It is a transcript of the gene RhoGEF4, whose product is annotated as putative protein tag-52. Gene Ontology annotation, cellular component: cytoplasm. Gene Ontology annotation, biological process: intracellular signal transduction. Bases 111 to 1796 code for a protein of 561 amino acids. The transcript is spliced from 2 exons. The record is from RefSeq and is a predicted model, not a curated record. Gene Ontology annotation, molecular function: guanyl-nucleotide exchange factor activity. Lineage: Eukaryota; Metazoa; Arthropoda; Insecta; Diptera; Culicidae.